Messenger RNA from Pocillopora meandrina, 5067 nucleotides. Lineage: Eukaryota; Metazoa; Cnidaria; Anthozoa; Scleractinia; Pocilloporidae. The record is from the annotation of a GenBank genome assembly.
AUGGUAUCGAGGAGAGCGAAAAUACUUUAUGACGAGUCGUUGAAUCCAUUCGCUGAACCGCGCACAUCUGUCGCGUUCUCAGAGCAGCUCAGAGACAAAUUGAAACUAAUGGGAUUCGGUGGCGACACGGAAAAACCAGUUGGAAUUGAGUUUGAUGAUAUCGUCGCUGCCUCAUUUCGAAUCCGAAAAGGGGUCGGAAAGACACCUUGCGAGGUAAAUUUUAUAAGACAUUGUAACAAUGGACGUUCCUUUGCGCGCGCUAUGAAGUUUUCAUUGAGCUGAAACAGAACGAAACGAGGAUGCAGUCAAAAAAUAUACAAGUGAGCCAUGUUAGAUUCAAUUUGGGGCGAAUAUAUCUCCUGUCCGUUAACGCACAUGAAGCAGUAUCUCAAAAAUGGUAACCUCUUUUUGAGGGAAGAAUAAUGAAGAUUGUAUAGUUCCUCUUAGUUUUGUCUCUCUUCGCCAUUUAACCCAAUAUUCUGGAACGUAAUAAGCUCGUUAAAACUGCUAGAGUAAAGUUACCAUUCUAAUAUCGAUUCUUUGCUCACCCUUACCUUUAGAAAUGCAGUAUUCCAGAACUUAGUACCAUGGAAGUGUUUUUUAAAAAGGAAAACAUGCAUCCGUCAGGGAGGUAAGGAUUGUAAUUCAGAGUUUGUUUGAAAAUUUCAGUGGCAUAUCUAUUAAAGUGAAUUUUUAGCCAGCAAAUAAAGAGUGCCCUAUACAUGUGUUCGUUUAACUAUUUUCAGCUUUAAGGAAAGAGGAGCAAUCAAUUCCUUGUUACUAUUAUCUGAGGUAAGUUUUGUCAAAAUUUCAGUAAGCGUUGAUUUCUUCUUAAUACCAGUCUUUAUCUUUCGAUUAUUUGUUGUUACACCAUUAAGAGCACUUUUCAGUUUGAUCAUAUUUACACUCCAGAGCCAAGUGCGAACAACAUACAUCGAUAUCAUGCCGAAUCAGUGAAUCGAAUAAGCUUUCAUUGCCAGGGAUUUCGUGUAUUUGUCCAAAAAGUUAAUAAAAUGUCACGAAACAUUAGCUACUGCCAAUUUUGCGGUCGAAUGCUCCAUCACUGAGCUGCGUGAACUCGUCAGUGGAUCAUGUUAUAUACCGAUUUUAUAGAUGACAAACGUCUUACUUGUAAAUGCCGGUGAGAUGAAUGAUGUCCAGCACAUCCCAUGUUUAUACAGAGUUUGAAAGAUAUCAAAUUUUAAGCUCGAUCUUUUCUUGACGGAGGAACAUUUUCAGGAACACAAGACGAAGAAAACUCCUAAGACAUCGGACCUAAGAAGUUUAAUGGUCUUCAAUUAACUUCAACAAUUUUAGGAUCAAAAAGACCGAGGAGUCAUAACGGCCACUCCUGGAAAUCACGGAAUAGCACUUGCGUUUCACGGGCAAGCCUUAGGGAUUCCCGUCCACGUCGUUUUACCCGAACAGUCACCUUUGAUCAAACAAACGAUGUGCAAGAAAUUUGGCGCCAGCAUAAUCAUAAAGGGAAGCAACCAAGCGGAAGUAUGUCUUUCGUUGUCGUUUGUCUUGUUAUUUUGUCUCUUUUUUGCUUAUUAUCUCAUCAUUUGUCAUUUAGGCAAAAGAGUUUGCUACCAGCAUGGCAACGGAAAAGCGUCUAGCUUAUAUCGAAGGGUGAGUGAUACAGGUUACUGCUACCUCUUUGUUGUUGUUGCUAUUGUUACUGUUGUUAUUCUAUGGUAUCGUUGUGUUACUCAUUUAUGGGGUUUCUACCAGAUGAUGUAGUAUUUUUUAUUUAGUAUUUUUUUGAUUGAUUCUCUUUCUGGGGAAAAUUUUUGGUUUAAUACAGCAAAUGACUUCACUUUUAAUCUUUCCUUUCCUCACUUUUGAAAAGACUUUGAUUACAAAUAAAGAACUGUGCGGAAGGUGUUCAAGAACUUAAAAAAAAAAACCAACAAAGACACUUACGUAAUAACUUUUUGUUGUUGUCGCGUAACGUAUGCGACCUAGUGACAUCCAUUGCUGAAAUAGCUUCGUCCGCAAUUGGUAGUUAUCGUAAAGUGUUGUAUAAUUCAGUACCAGAGUGUUUCUUGGCUCUUGAAUUCCGUAGCCGUUCCGAAAGAUUUCGAGGUAAGUUUAGAUUUAAAUCUGAUCCGAAGAGUCUCAAUAGUAGUUUAGUGUUUAUUUUUUGGUGUUUCGUUAUAAAAAUCAAUGCCCUUUUCAAAUACCUCAGUCGCGAAUGCUUAAUUAUGGAACCCUUACGAAUUGAGGACCUUUGCUAUUGAUGAUCAAAACCAAUCAUUUGUGCGUUAACUGAGCACUUCCUGAAGAUAUCCUUUGCAGAAAACCUUUAAAAACCGUUACCUUGAUUAAUUUUUUUUCAUUACUAAAUGAACAGGCACGAUCAUCCUCACGUUAUCAGUGGGCAGGGCACCAUUGGAUUAGAAAUCAUUGAUCAAGUGUGCAAUGUGGAUGCAGUUGUCCUCCCCGUAGGGGGAGGAGGAUUGCUGGCUGGUGUUUCUCUCGCUGUCAAGACAGUGUACCCAGAUGUUCAGAUAAUAGUAAGUUUAAUAAUACCUGCCACCGUUCUUACGAGUAAGUUAACUGCUUCGAGAAAUAUAUUUUUUAGCUCUGAGUGAGAGAACAGUGGUAGUUGACUCGACAAUUUGCUUUAAGAAAGCCUUGACAUAUUUUGACAUUUUCAUCUAUUUUAGUACCGAAAAGCUAUUUGUUAGGUUGUCUGAAGAUCUUUCCCCCAUGAAUAGUCAAUUACUUUGUCUUGAUUUAUAUGAUUACAGUUAAGUUGUUGUAAAGGGAUUGUUUAACUUUUGAAAGGGUGUUGAAUCAAAGAGGUGUCCAAGUUUUCAGACCGCAAUUGAUGCUGGUCAUCCUGUCACGCUAAAUAUCGACCACCCUUCAGCUUUGACAGACGGUAAGUAAGCAGGUGCAUUUAACUCUCGACCUUUUGAAGCCAACUGUCGUCUAUGAAGAAACUUCAAGAGAAUGUUCGAAUAAAGAGAAACAAAAGUACAUUCCAGCUUCCCCUUUCGUAACUUUAUAUCCUUCUUGGCACCUUCAUGUCCUUUUUGUAGUGAUGGUAUUGUUACUGAUGACUGUUUUUUUCAUAAUUUUGAUGGUAAUGUGGUGUGGUGACAUUGUAUGUUUUUUCGUUGCCCGAAAUAACAAAGCACAAAGAGACAUGGAUACGAAUUUCGAGUAAAACGUGUAUUGUGCUCCGCUUUGCGUCAAAAAAUGGUGUCUUUUCAGCCUCAAGUCUUUUUAAUAAAUUGUUAGUUAGCCUCGAGAAUUGCGUUCCCUGUUGAAUUGUCGUUACUUGAAUUCUCACCGAGACUGUUUUCAUUCCAAUGCAUUUAGCGCUGAAUCUUCCUAAAGUGGGGAAAAACGCUUUUCAUAUCGCAACAGGACUUGUAGACAAACUUGUAGCUGUCAGGUAAAUGAAUUCCUUAAGGAUAGCUAUUUUGAGAAACUAAGCAACCAUAAAGAAUUACGAAAAGUGAUUUUUUCGGCAUCGAAUAUCCUUGUGGUCGAUUCUGAAACGUAACGCUGUGGAGAAAACCCUAACUUGCAUUACAAUUAGAUCGAAGAAGAAUAUUCCUGAGAAUGGAAAAGGGUCACGUGCUUGAAAUAUUUGUCAUGUGAUGACAGGAAACUAAGCGAGAGUUUUCUCUGUCUCUACAUAAUUUUUAUUUGAUGCUUGUAAAUGCAGUACAUACACGAGUUGAUCACAGAAAUUGCACGCCAAUUGUGUACCCGUCCGCGUUACUCUAAAGCCGAAUCAAGGGAAGUAGACUUUCGUUGGCCUCUACCUCUUGCUUUUGCCAGUAAACAAGAAAAGCAGUUUAUUUUGAAGCAUUAAUUGUGUUACUUGUUUAUCUUCACCCAAUGAUCGAUUCAUAGUUGAUUAUAAAUAAGUACAGAGAGGCGGAGACACCCAGCGUAUUCCCGCCUUUCUAGAUGAUGCAACUAUCACAUCAUUCUAGAAACUGGAAGUUCAUACCAUUCCUAAUCAUAUGACCAAUUUAUUGAAAUCCCUUAUUGUCACACAUUUCAUGCAAUAAUCUACAGAGAUAGUGCGGAUAGGUCUUAACUGUGCUUUUAAGAACGAUAUUAGAGCUUAACCCGAAAUAUAAACUACCUUUCCCUGCAGUGACGAUCAUAUUAGUUUAGCCGUACUGAAGCUCAUAGAAAAUGAACGUGCCGUCACUGAGGGAUCUGGGGCAGCCGGUGUUGCAGCCUUGCUGGGUGGGUAUCUACCAGAGCUUCAUGGCAAACGGUAAGUUUGUAGAUCUGAGUCCAUACAGUUAUAAAUCUUAUGCAUCAAGUAUUCUUGUUGAAAAUGUUUGACAAUUUAGCAGUGGGUUUUCGGCGACUUGCUGUAGUAAUUAGCACUCGUUUAGUGAUUUGAACUGCGCUUAAAUAAUCUGUCAGCUGAGCUAACCUCCAGAGGAGAGGAAAUUUACUUGAAACGUCGGGGGAAGGUAAAAUUGCAGUGUUUAAAUGAGAGAGGUGUACCAUUACAAAAGGUUUCGCACAGCGAGGGUCUGAGAAAUAGGGAAUUUGUGACAAACGCGCACCACACCCUUAAGAUAUUGAUGUGUCUUCUAAUUAAGAAAGAUUACAUUAUCUCAAAAUGCUCCUUUGUCUAUUUGCAGAGUAGUCGUGCCUCUUUGUGGUGGAAAUAUCGAUCCGUCUGUACUAAGCUCUUGUAUUGAGAAAGGACUUGCACUAGAGGGGAGACUGGUGCGAUUUACAAUUACCAUUGACGAAAAAUCUGGAGGACUGGCACAAAUAAUUACGUUACUAGCCUCCGUAAGCGCACGGUAUGGGAGGAAGGAAAUUUAAGUACAACUGUGAUGCGAAAUUAUUAGCUGCGAAGAUUUUGAGUCAAACUUGUAUUAGCAAAUUUUAUCGAGAGAGACGAGACGAGUAUUGAUCAUGUAGCAACUAACUUUAAACAAACUUCCAUUGAAUAUUCAGCAUCUGAGACAAAUUCUGGAUGUUUUUUUUGGUAGGAUACGCGAUAUGACUCAAGAACAAAUUCUGACUGACAACAAUAUGUUUACGUUGAAGGUAAAGUUUUUUUUAUGA